Molecule: messenger RNA, 2215 nt
Organism: Raphanus sativus (radish)
Lineage: Eukaryota; Viridiplantae; Streptophyta; Magnoliopsida; Brassicales; Brassicaceae
Product: protein CHUP1, chloroplastic
Biological process (GO): chloroplast organization
Cellular component (GO): chloroplast outer membrane
Source: RefSeq, a predicted model, not a curated record
CAAAGGCCCAAACUUUGAAUCAUCAGUCAUCAUCACUAUCAAUCACAGUUACAAACACACACUCUCUCUCUCUAGAACUGCACGGACAACGACAUGCUUUUAAUUUCCAUGCAAAUCCCUCCUUUCUUCUCAAGAACAUUUUGAAACUCACUUGUCUUCUCUCAUCAUCAAUGGUGGCCGGUAAAGUCCGUGUGACCAUGGGGUUUCACAAAUCUCCUUCAACCAAACCAAAAGACAUGCCAACUCCUCUCCCCCUUCCUCUUCCCCCUCCGCCUCCUCACCUGCUUAAACCGUCUUCCGGUUCUGCCGCUAAACCGGUUUCUAAUCAAAAACCCGGUUUCGCUCGCUACUUCCCACGCGCUUCCGCUCAAGUACACAAUGCUUCCUCUCGUUCCGACCAAACCGCCAUCAUCUCCGAGCUUCGUCGUCACGUGGAGGAGCUUCUCUCUCGAGAAGCUAAGCUAAAGACGGAGCUCCUCGAGCUGAAGCUACUCAGAGAGUCCGUCUCCGUCAUCCCGUCACUCGAGUCGCGGAUCGCUGACAAGAACGGCGAGAUCGAGCGUUCGAGGAGAGAGACGGCGAGGUUAACGGAGGAUAACGAGAGGUUACGGCGUGAAGUCGAAAGGAGCGAGAGGAGAGAGAAGGAGAUGGAGGCGGAGCUACGGAGACUCGUUUCGUCGAGUGAAGACCACGCGCUGCUCUCCGUCUCUCAGAGGUUUCAGGGUUUAACGGAUCUGUCGGCGAGAUCCAGUCUAAUCCGGAGCUUGAAACGGGUCGAAUCCAUGAGGAACUUACCCGACCCGGUUCCGAACCAAGAAAACAACAACAACAAAACCGGUUCUUCCGGUGACAUUUACCGGAAAGAAGAGGUCGAGAGUCACUCUAUAACUAACUCGGAUGACCUCACCGUUAGAUCUAGGGUUCCUAGAGUCCCGAAACCACCGCCUAAACGGUCUUCUUCAUCCAACGGCUCACACGAUUCCACGGAGAAUAUACCAGAUCCGCCGCCGCAGAGAACGACUCCACCUCCUCCUCCGCCUACACCUCCACCUCUUUUUCAACCACCACCACUACCUACUCCGUCGGUUACCAAAGCCCCGCCUCCGCCUCCACCACCGCCUCCGCCGAAGAGUUUAAACAUAGCGUCGGCGAAAGUAAGAAGAGUACCGGAAGUUGUCGAGUUCUACCACUCGUUGAUGCGAAGAGACUCCACGAACUCGAGAAGAGAUUCCACCGGCGCCGCCGCGGAGGUAGUAGUCGCUAGCUCCAACGCCAGAGACAUGAUCGGAGAAAUCGAAAACCGAUCGGUUUAUCUACUAGCGAUUAAAACCGACGUGGAGACGCAAGGAGACUUCAUAAGAUUCUUAAUCAAGGAGGUCGAAAACGCAGCGUUUUCGGAUAUAGAAGACGUGGUGCCAUUCGUGAAAUGGCUCGACGACGAACUCUCUUACCUGGUCGACGAGAGAGCAGUGCUUAAACAGUUCGAGUGGCCGGAGCAAAAAGCAGACGCUUUGCGUGAAGCGGCGUUUUGUUACUUCGAUCUGAAGAAACUCAUAUCGGAAGCUUCUCGUUUCCGGGAAGAUCCUCGUCAGCCUUCUUGCUCUGCUCUCAAGAAAAUGCAAGCUUUGUUCGAAAAGUUAGAGCACGGUGUUUAUAGUCUGUCGAGGAUGAAGGAAUCAGCUGCGACAAAGUUCAAGACUUUCCAGAUUCCGGUUGAUUGGAUGCUCGAAACCGGCAUUACUAGUCAGAUUAAAUUGGCAUCUGUGAAACUAGCAAUGAAGUAUAUGAAGAGAGUUUCAGCAGAGCUUGAAGUCAUUGGAGGCGGUGGCCCUGAAGAGGAAGAGCUUAUCGUUCAAGGUGUUCGAUUUGCAUUCCGUGUUCAUCAGUUCGCAGGAGGAUUUGAUGCAGAGACAAUGAGGGCGUUUCAAGAGCUAAGAGACAAAGCGAGAUCAUGUCAUAUUCAAUGUCAAAGUCAAACACAUCAACAUAAGCUUGUUUUUCGAUCUACCCCUUGCUGAAGCAAUCUUAGCUUCAUAUGACAUGAUCUAAGAAUGGUAUCUAUUUAUUAAAUUCGUUUUUGUUUUGUUCUAAGACAGAUAAAUCAUGUGAAUAUGCGAGACUCCUUUUGCUGUGAAAACAAAGGAUCAUUAUUCAAAUCCAAAACCAUCGUAUCAAUAUGUACUGAUGAUAAUAUAAGAAAAAAGCUUCACAAACA